This is a messenger RNA of Brenthis ino (lesser marbled fritillary), 1044 nucleotides long. Lineage: Eukaryota; Metazoa; Arthropoda; Insecta; Lepidoptera; Nymphalidae. The record is from the annotation of a GenBank genome assembly.
AUGGAUCCUGCAUCCCCUUCGUUGCUAUGGCCGCUGCGCCUGAGCAAGCCUGCGGUGACAGUUUCAGUGCCGGCUGCCGGAGAGAACAGCAAAGCGGAGGAGAGAGCGCAGUCGCCAAGCCUUGCCGACCGGCUAUCUGCAGCACCCUCACCCUCGAGCCCAGCCCCAGCUAGCCCUUCACCCCCUCAACACCAGUUCCAAGCGGCUCUGGUAGCUGAAAAAUAUCUUCUCUUGGAACAAGUGGAGGGAUCAUCGUUGUGUCGGUGUGUGGACGUGCGCACGCAAGAAGAAUACGUUUGCAAAGUGGUAUCGAGAGAUUGCAGUAGUCUCCUACAAGCGCACUACCGUCUCGACGGGCACCCACAUGUGAACCCGAUUCACGAAGUACUUGUUGGCGAAAAGAGGGUGUAUCUAAUAUUCCCUAGAUCGCACUCCGACCUCCACUCUUAUGUACGGGCGAGAAAAAGGCUCAGGGAACACGAAGCGCGAAGAUUAUUCAGGCAAAUGGCAGAAACUGUGGCCGCGUGUCAUGAACAAGGCAUCGUGUUACGAGAUCUCAAGUUACGGAAGUUCGUUUUUGCUGAUCCUCAAAGGACGACGCUAAAGCUCGAGUCGUUGGAAGACGCAGUGGUGUUAGACGACCCCGAAGAGGACCUCCUGCAAGAUAAGAGAGGGUGUCCCGCGUACGUGUCGCCGGAAAUAUUAAGAGCUCAUCGGACGUACUCCGGGCGGGCCGCUGAUAUGUGGUCGCUCGGUGUCAUCCUGUACACCAUGCUCGUUGGAAGGUAUCCAUUCAACGAUUCUGAGCACGCGUCCCUGUUCGCAAAGAUCUCUCGUGGCUACUUCGUAGUACCAGAGUGCCUCUCGUCGCGAGGCAAGUGUCUCAUACGGUCGCUGCUGCGGCGCGAGGCGUGCGAGCGGCUGUCGGCGCGCGACGUGCUGCGCCACCCGUGGCUGGCGCGCGACCCGCGCAACGAGCUGCCGCCGCGCGCCGCCGCGUCCCUCGACAGACUCGUGCCCGAUGUGCAGAUCGACGAAGACAUG